This is a messenger RNA of Cutaneotrichosporon cavernicola, 426 nucleotides long. RefSeq lists its product as uncharacterized. The transcript has 4 exons. Gene Ontology annotation, molecular function: carbon-sulfur lyase activity. The record is from RefSeq and is a predicted model, not a curated record. The coding region runs from base 1 to 426 and encodes 141 amino acids. NCBI's taxonomy places the organism in Eukaryota, Fungi, Basidiomycota, Tremellomycetes, Trichosporonales, Trichosporonaceae.
AUGACUCGCUCUGGAUCUUGCCGCUGUGGUGCCGUCACCCUUGACUUCCUCGACGACGCCAACAACGCCGGUGUCGUGUGCUACUGCAAGUCGUGCCGUAGCCUCCACUCGUCCGAGUCGCUCAACCUCAAGACCGAGGUCGACCAGGUCAAGGUCACCAAGGGCACUCCCAAGGUGUACAAGGACACGCACACCGAUUCGGGCAAGGCGAUCAACCGUAACUUCUGCGGCGAUUGCGGGUCGGCCCUCUUCUCUGACCCGGACGCGAUGCCUGGCACACGCUUCCUCAAGGUCGGAACCCUCGCCGACCCUUCGGCCAUCAAGCUCGUCGGCGAGAUCUACGUCGACGACGCGCUCGAGUACCAGCCACGUGACAAGAAGCAUGGCCAGAAGCACUUUGAGGGCAUGAUGGCCAAGGAGGUCUAG